GCAUCGCAUACCAAAUAGCAGGGCAGCUGACCGCCAGCUGGAUGGCUGCAGACUAACCUAACUCUCCAAUUGAGCGCCAGGUCUCCGACAACGCUACUUUGCUUGCAGACGCGCUCGACAUGCUCGAGCUCCGUGGAGCAACUACCAGAUGGCACCAAAUGCGUGUAGCGCUUGCAGGUCCAAGAAGCUGAAAUGCGUAGCCCAGGCUGGUCAGCGAGCAUGUGUGCGCUGCUCCACCCGCGACCUGCCGUGCUCAUAUGAGCCGGCAAUACAUGACGAUUCACGGCCAAGCGGCGCAGUGCCUGGCAUAAUCCCCGACUUGCCCACCGCUGGAGCCUACCCACCCGCCGCGGCGGAUUCUUCUCCGGUGUACCGCCUCCGAGGUGGCUAUGUGGGCUUGGACAUCAGCCGUGGCCGGCCCCAGGACGUCCUGCGGGAGGGCCAGCUGGCGCAGUCGCUGGUGCAGCUGUACUUUAUCCAUUACAGCGAUAUUCACUUCAUGCUGGACGAGGAAACGAUGCUUCGACAACUGGCCCUUGGCGAGGUUCCCAAGAUCUUGCUCUACUCAAUCAUGGCUCUCGCUAUCCGAUUCUCUCAUGCACCGUUUGACGACGACGGCUCCACUGCCAACCGAGGAGAACUCAUGUUCGACCACGCCCGGCGUCUGCUCCAGCAGGACUUUGACCGCCUGAGCAUCACCAACAUCCAGGUAUACAUACUGCUCAGCACGUACAAGCUAGCAUACGGCGGCCCUGCCCAGGCUCACACAUUCCUCAGCAUCGCAGCCAACAUGAUCCAGCUACUGCGAAUCAUGGAGUUCGACUCAGAGAUCGACCCAAUCCGGAUCGAGCUUGAUCGCCGCCUCGUCGCCACGAUGAUGAUUAUGGACCACCUCGUCUCCGGCUCGCUGCGGCUACCACUCCUUAUCAGCUCGCAAUACGCGACUCCCACAGUCAUGAACGAGGACGAGUUCUGGGCCUUGAAGCGGCGCACAACGAGCGUGGUCAACAGCAGCGCAAUGAACCCCGCCAGCAUGGCAAUACCAGACCACAUACUGAGGCUGUCGAGGCUUCUACACGCAGCCUGCACGGCGUACUGGACUGCCGGAAGUCGUGAUAUAUCAGAGACCCUGACCUCGCUGAGCGAAGAACACCGCCUCCUCAGGGAAAGCUGGGACGCGUCACUCCUCUGCACGGAGGAGAACCUCGCCAGACACCGCGCGAAAGAGUCAAUCCGGAUAUUUCUCUUUAUGCACCUGCUCGACAACCAUGUGGGCCAGGUCAUCCAUUUCUGCUCCCUCCUGGAUCCCUUUUCGUGGUUCCACCACUCGCCGUCUCACACCACCACCACCACCGCAACUACCUCGCCGCCUAGCUUCUCGUUCUCCGCGGCGGCACAGGCUGCGGAUUGGCAGUCGGAGUGUCACAAGCACGCGCACGCCGUGAUGCACAUCGUCGAGUACGCGCUUGCCGCGGACAUUGACCUUCAUAACUUCCAGGUCGGCCAGAUCCUCGUUGCCGCCACGGUGGUGCUCACGCAUGAGAUCCUGACCCGUCUUGCGAACAACGAGUUCUCCCCGUCCCCGCUGGCAACAACGACGACAACGAUAACAACACUGAGGAUGUUGGGAACCUCGGAUCCUCCUCCUGCCGCUGCGCUCGAUAAUGUAUUAAUGGCAGCGAAGAUUGAAUCGAGCCCGCAGAUCCGCGCGAUACGCGAAUGUAUUGUCCGCAGCCGGCGUCAUACGAGGAUGUAUGACUGGGUACUACAGCAGUUCGAUGUUUUCUGCCAGUUAUGCUCCUCGUCCACUCCUGCGGCUGUCGGGGCCGUGUUCGCCAAGAACACCCAGCUGCUGAGGGAGGUCCUGCGCAUCGGCAGCUUUUAUGAGCGGAGAGAUCCGCGGACGGGAGGUCGACGGGAAGGUAUCGAGGCCCUGUUCUAUCCAGACGGAAACUCGCCGUCCUGACGCGUUUGUAUGUUUCCUCAGCAGAAUCAACGCAAGCGUCAUAUUGUUCUUAAAACCGAGACCUGUGUGUGAAGCGCGGGACAGGAUUGAAGUCAUCGAUCGCACUCUGUAUACCAAGAAUCUCUAGCAAGACCCCGGUCCGAUCUGAGGUCA
Microdochium trichocladiopsis is the source of this 2119-nucleotide messenger RNA. RefSeq lists its product as uncharacterized. Gene Ontology annotation, molecular function: DNA binding; zinc ion binding; DNA-binding transcription factor activity, RNA polymerase II-specific. The transcript has 6 exons. Gene Ontology annotation, biological process: regulation of DNA-templated transcription; DNA-templated transcription. The record is from RefSeq and is a predicted model, not a curated record. Lineage: Eukaryota; Fungi; Ascomycota; Sordariomycetes; Xylariales; Microdochiaceae. Gene Ontology annotation, cellular component: nucleus. The coding region runs from base 149 to 1966 and encodes 605 amino acids.